This is a messenger RNA of Plasmodium malariae, 2616 nucleotides long. Its product is annotated as small subunit rRNA processing factor, putative. NCBI's taxonomy places the organism in Eukaryota, Apicomplexa, Aconoidasida, Haemosporida, Plasmodiidae. Gene Ontology annotation, cellular component: nucleus. Bases 1 to 2616 code for a protein of 871 amino acids. The record is from RefSeq and is a predicted model, not a curated record. Gene Ontology annotation, molecular function: RNA binding. The transcript is spliced from 2 exons. Gene Ontology annotation, biological process: rRNA processing.
AUGACUGAUAAUUUAAUUAAAAAAAAAAAAAAUGAGAAGUUAUUAAAGAAGAAAAAUAGGAUGGAAAAGGUAAGUAGUGAUGAUAAUAAACCUAUUUAUAGAAAGAAAAAAAAGGUGAAAUUUAAUGAUUUGGAAUGUGAAUUAAAGGAAAAAUUAAAUAACAUCAAAGAGGAAAAAAUAAGGAUAAAUGAUAAAGGGGAAAAAAAAAAAAAAAUACAUUCUACUAGUAACAAUAAUAAUGGUAACAUUAGUGGUAGUAAUAAUGAUUAUUAUAAUGGUAAUAACAAUUAUGAUAAAAAUAAUAAUGUAGUAGUAGAUACGAGUUCUGUUGCAGUUACGGAUUAUACAACUAUGUUACCUCCAAGAAAAAAAAUAAAAAAUAUGAAAAAAGAAGACAAUAAUGAAAGUGAAAUGAAGAAUGAGGAUAAUUUUUAUUAUACUCUUGAUGAAGAAUAUACUAAGCACGAAAAAAAGAAAAGUAAUGAUCUUAUUCAAAUUAGUAAACAACUUAAGAAUGGUGAGGACAAUUUAACAGAAAAUAAAAAAAAUGUGAAAUAUAAAAAUUCAUGUAAUAGCGAAGAGGAUAUAUUAAAAAAAAAGGAAAAAAAAAGUAGUUUAAAAGAGAAAAAAAAAAAAAAAGAGAAGAAUUUUAUCAUACAAGGUAAGAAAAAUGAAGAACAUAAUGAAGAAGAAGUUAGUACCAUGUGUAACCUAAAAAAAACAACAAAAAACAAUAAAAAGGAUAAAACAAAAGUGCAUAAUUUUUUAAAAGAAAAUCAUAGUAAAACUAGGAAAAAUAAUUUUAAAAAUGAUAUUAAAAAACUUAGCAUUUAUAAUAAAAAUAAAGAAAAUAUUAAAAUGACUUUCGAAGUGACCAAUCGUUUUACAGUGUUAGGUUGUGACUGGGAUAAUAUUUCGAGUGUUGAUGUUUUUUACCUUUUUGAAUCGUAUUAUAAUUUUGAAAAAAGAAAAAAAAAAUUUAUCGAUUAUAGUAAAAGUAGAGCAGUUAAAAAGGUUACUAUUUAUACGUCCAAGUACGGAGAGAAAAAGCUUAAGUACGAGCAAGAGCAUGGACCCCUAAUUAAUUUUGAUCUUUUAAGGAGGAAAGGGGAAAAUGAAGGGGCCUUAUACAGAAGAAAUAACUUUUUGGACUAUAUAAAAGAUGAUGAAAGUGUACAAAGUGGUCACAGUGAGGGUAAUGACAAAGGUGAGGGAAGUAAAGGAAGUAACCAAGAUGAAAACAAUGGAGAAAAUCAAUCAGAUGAUAAAAAUUUAAAAAAAAAAAAAAAAAAAAAGGCGAAAAAGAAAAGUUCAAACAUAGCGAAAAUUAAAAAAGAAAGAAAUAAUAAUUGCGUUAUAUGGAAUAGACACGUUGACGAAGAGGAAGAAGAAGAAAAUGAAAAAAUUCGUUUAUAUCAAAUUCAACGGUCAAGGUACUAUUUUGCGUUAGUAGAAUGCUAUAGUAAAGAAAUAGUUGAAUUUUUAUAUGAAGAGUUGAAUGAUAUGGAUGCAGAUUUUUGUAUCAAUUAUUUAGAUCUUAGAAUAAUUGAUGAUAAUUGUUCGCUUGAUGACUAUAAAAUAAAAGAGACAUGUGACAGAAUUCCAGAGAAUUAUCAAUUCCGUUAUAGUAUUAGCACUGCUUUGAAACAUACGUAUGCUAAGUCAACGUGGGAUGAAAAUCCUAAAAGAAAAAAAUUAUUAUCGACAAAAUUUACUGAAGAAAACUUAAGAGAAUUAGAUUUAAAAGAAUAUUUAGCCAAUUCUUCCAGUGAUGAUGAAGAUGACCAUGAUAAAAAUAUAACUCCAGUUAAUAAAAAUGAAAUGUGCAAUAAGGAACAUUAUAGAAAACUACUUCUGGGUGAUAUUAUAAAUGAAAAUACCACACCAAAUGAGAAAGAAAUAAAUAUUGAUUAUUUUCCUUCGGAUAAUAGUAGCGAGCAUAGUAGUAAUAGUGACGAAGGAGAAAGAAAGGAAAAAUCUGCAGAUGAUGGUAACAAAGAAAAGGAGUGUUCUGGGCAUUUUAAUAAUAAUGAGAAAGAGACAAUAAAGAAAAUCAGUGUUGCACAUCUUAUUAAAAAAGAAAAAUUUGAAAAGAUUUCAACUAAUAAUAAGAAAGCACAAGUCAGUAAUACGAAUCAGAAUAAUCUUACAAUGAAAAGCAAUAAUAAGAACAAUAAUGAAAAAAACAAAUAUAAAACAAAGGGACAGCACAUUAUAACUGAUGAUGAUAAUAGUGAUAAAGAUAAUGAAGUUGUUCAAGUUUUUAAAAAUAUAUUAAUAAAUAAAGAGAAAAAAGAAGAUAAGAAAACCCCUUGGGAAACAUAUUUAGAUAGAGUAAGACAUAAAAGGAAAAUAAAGAAAAAAGCAUAUAUAGAUUCAAUGAAAAAAAAAGAUGAAGAAAUAAAAAAAAUAAUAACAAAAAAAACAAAUAAAAGAAAAAAAGAUGCCAUAAUAAAAAAUCAAGGAGAAAAUGUUAACGAAAAAAUUAACGAAAAUCACCAAAUCGAUAGUAGAUUUGCAGAUUUGUAUAAAAAUAAAGAUUUUAAUUUGGAUAUAACAAAUCCUAAUUAUAAGAAAACUAAAUUUAAUGAAGAUAUUCUUCAAAAAAAGUUAUAA